GGCCUCCUCCAUCAUUUAGGGUUGCCGUCGGAAGAUCCGGCGUGUAAAGCCGGGAAAUCGGGUACCGUGUCAUGGUUCGAGGGAGAUGGGUUGUUAGGGGAGCUACGACGGCGUUCCUUCCUUCUGCAUUGCAUGGGUUUCUGGUAAUCGUUGGCUUUCGAGCGAUUUGGUGCGGCCUCUCAAUCGGUUGCUAGGGUUUGAGGGUUCUGUGUUUUGGAAAAUUGAAGGAGGAUUCAUGCCUUCGUUGACUGAUAGCCUUGGAGAGAGACAUUUACGGUAGCGGCUAGAGAAGAUGAACUCCAGUGUUCCUCUCGAUUGUGCUUUUUUUGAACUCUCCCCAAGACGGACAAGGUGUGAGUUGUUCGUUUCAGAAGACGGCAAGACUGAGAAACUUGCAUCCGGUUUCUUGAAACCAUUUUUGACCCAUCUGAAGGUCGCUGAAGAACAGGCUUGUCGUGACGUUCCCUUGAUCAAUCUAGAAGUUGGAAGAAGGAAAAAUGCUGCCACUUGGUUCAAUAAAGGAACCGUUGAGAGGUUUGUUCGGUUUGUUAGUACACCAGAGGUGUUGGAGCUGGUCAAUACACUCGAUGCAGAAAUGUCACAAUUAGAGGGAGCUAGGAAGAUGUAUUCUCAGGGAGCAAGAGACCAGCUCUUCGGUGAAAGUGAAACAAAAUCUGCUGCAGCUGUAGAUGCGACUAAGAAAGAGCUUCUGAGAGCAAUUGAUGGACGGCUUCUUACUGUAAAGCAGGACUUGGCUACUGCUUGUGCUAGGGCAUCAGCUGCUGGUUUCAAUUUAGAAUCUGUAUCUGAGCUUCUUCUUUUUGCGGAUCAGUUUGGUGCAAUUCGCUUGAGUGAAGCAUGUAAAAGCUUUCUCUCCCUGCCUCAGCGUCAGCCCGAGUUGAUUAGCCAUCAGCAGUCUAUGGCAUCACAAGCUAUCCAUCCACAGUGGAAGAGCUUCAAUGAUGCCAAUGUUCGUUCCUCUUCUAGCUCUGACAUGUCAAUAGAUGAACCAGAAGUUGAGCAGACUGACCCUGCCAAAUCAGCGACUUUUCAUAGUGAUGCACAACUGCAUAGCCUCAGCUCAUAUAAACAACAAAAGCAAGCUGUAGAUGGAACAAAUACUGCCACUACUGAGAAGCUGAAACCAAAUUCACAGCAUUUGGUAGAUAAGGUGCUGGAAAAGGUGGAUGAUCGAGCUUCUGGUGUUGUAUCUUCAGCUAAGUUUAUGCAGCAGGCUGGAGGAUCAAAAAGAUUAACUGUACAGGAUCGGAUAAAUCUUUUUGAGAGCAAGCAGAAAGAACAAUCAGCUAAUCCUAAUAUUGGAGGUGGCAGUUUUGGUGGUCCCACUGUUGGUAGAUUGUCUGGAACUAGAGGGGAGCACCGUAGAAACCAGUCUGAUGUUUCUGUGGAGAAAUUAGUUUUGAGGAGAUGGAGUGGUGCUAGUGACAUGAGUAUUGAUCUCAACAGUAACAGCACCAGCAGCACUGACCGCAAAGAGAGUGGUAGCACUGCAGGCACUCCAACUUCUGCCAACUUGCAGCAUCAAAUUACUACUAGAAGUUCUGAGAAUGAUGAUCGUGGUUUAACUGAGGCAUCAAAAUCUUGCGCUAGGUUGGGUUCUAAAAACAGCUUGUUGGCAACUUCUUCAACUUUCUCUACAUCUCAGGGUCCUGAUGGAACAUUCCCAAACGGUCGUGAAUCUCAGAGCAGGGAUGCAGUUCAUAAGCAAGUCAUUGCUUCAGCCAACAUGGAGCCACCUGGAUUUUCCAAGGAGGAACAACCGAAUGCUUGGAACCAUAUGAACUGUUCUCUGGAGGGUUUAGAGCAUGGUGAAAUGUGUGUGGAAAUUGUUUCUCAAAGCAGAACAAAAGGCUUUUCCAACUCUAGAGAGGUUGUCAUAACAAGAGAACCAGCAGCGUCUCAAACUAAUUCCAGGUCUACUCCGGCGGAGCUUGUUUAUGAUCAAAUGGUGUCUCAGAUUCCUUGUAGAGCACCUCCAGCUUUAGCAGUGCCAUCUGAGCUAAAAAAUCAAGCUAAUCUCUUAGCCCAACAUAGAGAUCAGAGUGAAGUAGACGGCAUUGCUGCGAAAACUCAACGGACAUCUGGGAACAAAUUUAGGUCUUUUGCUGGCAAAAUGGAAGAUACUGGACUAAAAUCUAUGGGUGACUCAGAUUCCCAAAUCCAGUUUAAACCUUCCAUGGGAAAGAUAGAAGACAUCUCUGCAAAGGAUGACUCUGAGCAUCCUAAAACCCAAGGUAGUGGUUUUAAUGAAGUUCUGAUGGCAACACAUACAACUUUUACAGCUCCUCAGGUACCAUCACAAGUUUUUUCUGCUAAAGCACGACAGGGUUCUGCUUCUGUGGGAUCGAGAGUUUCUGGGAAACCAUCUGGAACUGACAAGAAGUUUCAAGAAGGAGGGGGUGAAUUAGUUCAUGCCGAAGACAGCAGUGUCCAACCAUUUCAGGGCAGGAAAAUUAAUGAGGGCAUGGAAGCUCCUUUUUCACAUGAGGAUUCUCAAGCUGCAAGACUAAACAGGGAUAAUCACGAGCUUAAUGACGCCCUUCACCUGAAGGCUGAGGAGUUAGAAAAGCUUUUCGCUGAGCACAAGCUCAAGAAUCAUGUUGAUCAGAUAUCUUCUGCACGAAGAAGAAAAACUUUGCUUAAUCAUUCGGCCAGGUCUCUGGAGAAAAAAUCUGCACUAUCUCCUACUAAGCAAAAGCCUGAAAAGAGCUUACUGAGGCCGGAUUCAAGCAAUGUUGCUGAAUUUGAUUCUGACUUGUUGCCAGGAAUGAUUGAAAAUUUUGAUUUGUGUGAUGCCAAUUUGCAAAAGAUAGGAAAUCACCUUCCAACAGAUGUUCCAAGAGGAAAACUCUAUGGAAAAUAUAUGCAGAGAAGGGAUGCUAAACUAAGUCAGGAAUGUGGGUCCAAGAAGGCUCAGAAGGAAGCCAAGAUGAAGGCAAUGCAUGACAGCCUGGAGCUUAGCCAUGCGGAGAUGAAGGCCAAGUUUGCAAGUUUUUCUGAUAGACAAAAUCUGACAUCUUCUCGUCAUCGGCAAGAGAAGAUGCGGUCUUUCAAUGCUCGUUCAACUCUUCAAGUUAAGGACCAGUUCUGUAGCGAGACAUCAGGGUCCUUUACUGGAGAUGGGGAUGCUGAUGAUCGAGAACUGUCUGAAUCUUCUAUUGGCAAUCAAUCCAACAAGCUUUUAUCCUCCACUUUUUUUACAUCGGUAAGCCAUACUUCGAAGCAUUUGGUAAAGUCUACUAAUUCCAACUCCUCAAGGCAUAGAGGACAGUCAGGAAAUCUUGUUGCUCAAUCAGUUCUGACAUUCUCGGACUUGAAGAAUGAAAACGUAAAGCCAUUGGCUGUGGUUACUAAGGCUAUGGCUCACGAGCAUCCAAGAAGCUUAUCAAUAAACAAGAGCUCCAUUAAGGAUGCAGAGAUUUCGAAGGAAGAUCUUCGUUGGUCUAACCAUAUGAGGAAAAAUUCAGUUACUCCCGCUGAGCCGAAGGAUUUGUCAUCUCCCAAUUCUGACAACACUCUUCAUAACAUCCAAAUGAGCUACGAGUCUAAACGGUAUCUCAAAAAGGGAAAUGGUGUAAACCAUGGUUCGGGAGCUGUUAUGGGAAAAUCAAGAAGCUCCAUAGCUGCUGAGGAGCUUAGAAGCAAAGAAAAGUCUGAAGAAAUUGUCAGUCCUAAGGAAGAUUCACUAGAUAUGGCCAUUGAUGAUGAAGAAUUUCAAAGUGCUUAUGCUGAAAGAAAUAAUCUGAUUAUGGAUCUUCCUAUCGACUCUAAUGGUGAAAAACCACGGCACAGCCAAUUAUCUGGUGAACCUGAAUCAGAAAAUGGUGACCUUAUAAGGCCUCAAUCUCAUCUAGAUGAUUCUUCUAUCAUUUAUUCUAAAUUCAGCUCUUCUAGAAAUGCUGAGGACUCCGCGGAAGAAAGUUCGAGAUCGUUGACUUCACAUAUUUACCAUUCACAUGCUUAUACACGUGAAGCAUCAGAUAUUUAUGCAACUUCUGAUUUUAAUACUGAUUGUACGUCGUGGAAUUCUCAUUCGCUAAACCAUAUAGUGGAUUCUGAAGCAGCUCGUAUGAGGAAGAAAUGGGGAAGUGCUCAGAUUCCUGUCAUUUCUGCCAGCGCCUCCCAACAAUCUCGCAGAGAUGUAACAAAAGGCUUCAAGCGAUUAUUAAAUUUUGGAAGAAAAAAUAGGGGUGCAGACUAUCUAGUAAAUGAUUGGUUCUCUGCUUCAACCGCCUCUGAGGGUGAUGAUGACACAGAAGAUGGACGGGAUCUAGUACACAGGCCCACAGAAGAUCUUAGAAAGUCUAGAAUGGGUUACAGUACAACAUAUGAUGGAUACAAUGAUGGUGACAUCUUUCCAGAACAAGCACACUCCCUCCGCAACUCAAACCAAAACCCUCCUACAAACUUCAGGUUGAGGGAUGAUCAUCUAUCAGGGAACUCUCUAAAAGCGCCUCGCUCGUUCUUCUCCCUCUCAUCAUUUCGGAGCAAGGCAGGUGAUUCCAAGCCCAGAUGACUCGUGCCAGUAGAUUGAAGACGAUAUAUAUACACUAUGGGUAGAUUAUGAAGCAUUUUAAUAAUCCGUUUCCUGGAUCUCUCUCCCCCAGCUUCAAUUUUCAGUUUACAUAACUCAUGGUUGGUUGGUUGGUUAUUCAGGCGAUUUCUUUUUGAUUUGUGUGUUUGCAGCAGUUUUGUGAAAGCCAUGUUGUAGAAAUUCAUCAGGUUAAUUAUCCUGUUUGUAUGAAAUAUUGUUCAUGACUUGGUGGUUCGCUCAUGGUGUUUUCCCUGCUCUCAUAAAUGUACUGCAAUAUAUUUAUGUUUCAGCAGUCUAUUUGAUUUUGUACAAAUCAAUAUGAGAAGCUCGGCCUCUUAAUU
Messenger RNA from Phalaenopsis equestris, 4896 nucleotides. RefSeq lists its product as uncharacterized. Bases 293 to 4537 code for a protein of 1414 amino acids. NCBI's taxonomy places the organism in Eukaryota, Viridiplantae, Streptophyta, Magnoliopsida, Asparagales, Orchidaceae. The record is from RefSeq and is a predicted model, not a curated record. The transcript is spliced from 11 exons.